Brassica rapa (field mustard) is the source of this 731-nucleotide messenger RNA. RefSeq names its product probable E3 ubiquitin-protein ligase RHY1A. Gene Ontology annotation, molecular function: ubiquitin protein ligase activity. Lineage: Eukaryota; Viridiplantae; Streptophyta; Magnoliopsida; Brassicales; Brassicaceae. Gene Ontology annotation, biological process: ubiquitin-dependent protein catabolic process. The record is from RefSeq and is a predicted model, not a curated record. Gene Ontology annotation, cellular component: nucleus.
CUCUCAAUUAUUAGCGAUAUAAACCUUUGUAGCUGCCGGUCAUUUCUCUCUCUCUCGCACCCUCUCUCCCUUUCUCUAAGCAAGCUAAAACACAACAAGAAUAAAACCUAUGGCUGGUAUGCUUCCAGGAGUUGAGUGCGCGAGGAGGCGGCGCUUUCACGGCGGUGCUCCACCGAUUGACUUAUCCAACACGGCUUCUGUGGCGGCAGCAACGGGACACGUAUGGACUCGCCGACCAUCCUUCUCUCUCUACACUACCAAUCACGAGAGUCACCAAGCCUAUGUCUCCUUCUCGGAGAGAAAUGUUAGGAACAAAUCUUACGGUGUUGAUAACGACGAGAAGCUCGUAGGAGCAGCCAAAGAGGCGAAAGAUAGAUUGGACGAGCGGCUGAGAAACCCGCGAAGAAGGCAAAAUGGCAAAGACAAAGUGAAUAAAUUGGAGCAAGGGAAAAUUAAAUCUCUCAUGGAUUUACCGACAGAGGUAGUUGGGUUGAAGAAGAGCCGGGGAAGGCUUGUCAAAUGGUUCGGGUGGCGAGUAAGGCACCAACAAGAGUGUGCUAUAUGUCUUGACCAGUUCAAGACGGGUGAGACAUUGGUCCACCUACCAUGCACCCAUAAGUUUCACUCUAUAUGCUUAUUGCCUUGGCUAGAUACCAACGCGUAUUGCCCUUAUUGUAGAAUGGACAUUUAUUAAUUGUAACAAUUUAAUGUCAUAUACUUGUUUACGGCUA